Molecule: messenger RNA, 1192 nt
Organism: Arvicanthis niloticus (Nile rat)
Lineage: Eukaryota; Metazoa; Chordata; Mammalia; Rodentia; Muridae
Product: high mobility group protein B1
Biological process (GO): regulation of transcription by RNA polymerase II
Cellular component (GO): nucleus
Molecular function (GO): DNA binding
Source: RefSeq, a predicted model, not a curated record
GGCACUGGGCGACUCUGUGCCUCGCGGAGGAAAAGCAACUAAACAUGGGCAAAGGAGAUACUAAGAAGCCGAGAGGCAAAAUGUCCUCAUAUGCAUUCUUUGUGCAAACCUGCCGGGAGGAGCGCAAGAAGAAGCACCCAGAUGCUUCUGUCAACUUCUCAGAGUUCUCCAAGAAGUGCUCAGAGAGGUGGAAGACUAUGUCUGCUAAAGAAAAGGGGAAAUUUGAAGAUAUGGCAAAGGCUGACAAGGCUCGUUAUGAAAGAGAAAUGAAAACCUACAUCCCUCCCAAAGGGGAGACCAAAAAGAAGUUCAAGGACCCCAAUGCACCCAAGAGGCCUCCUUCGGCCUUCUUCCUGUUCUGUUCUGAGUACCGCCCAAAAAUCAAAGGUGAGCAUCCUGGCUUACCCAUUGGUGAUGUUGCAAAGAAACUAGGAGAGAUGUGGAACAACACUGCCGCGGAUGACAAGCAGCCCUACGAGAAGAAGGCUGCCAAGCUGAAGGAGAAGUAUGAAAAGGAUAUUGCUGCCUACAGAGCUAAAGGAAAACCUGAUGCAGCGAAAAAGGGGGGUAGUCAAGGCUGAAAAGAGCAAGAAAAAGAAGGAAGAGGAAGAUGAGGAGGAGGAUGAAGAGGAAGAGGAGGAAGAAGAGGAAGAUGAAGAAGUUGAUGAUGAUGAAUAAGUUGGUUCUAGCACAGUUUUUUUCUUGUCUAUAAAGCAUUUAACCCCCCUGUACACAACUCACUCCUUUUAAAGAAAAAUUGAAAUGUAAGGCUGUGUAAGAUUUGUUUUUAAACUGUACAGUGUCUUUUUUUGUAUAGUUAACACACUACCGAAUGUGUCUUUAGAUAGCCCUGUCCUGGUGGUAUUUUCAGUAGCCACUAACCUUGCCUGGUACAGUCUGGGGGUUGUAAAUUGGCAUGGAAAUUUAAAGCAGGUUCUUGUUGGUGCACAGCACAAAUUAGUUAUAUAUGGGGACAGUAGUUUGGUUUUUGUUUUUCUUUUCUUUUGGUUUUCUUUUUGGGGUUUUUUUCCAUCUUCAGUUGUCUCUGAUGCAGCUUAUAUGAAGAUAAUUGUUGUUCUGUUAACUGAGUACCACUCUGUAAUUGCAAAAAAAAAAAAAAAAAAAAAAAAAAAAAAUUGCGGCUGUUUUGUUGACAUUCUGAAUGCUUCUAAGUAAAUACAAUUUUUUUUAU